This is a messenger RNA of Sardina pilchardus (European sardine), 330 nucleotides long. RefSeq names its product serine protease inhibitor Kazal-type 1-like. The record is from RefSeq and is a predicted model, not a curated record. Lineage: Eukaryota; Metazoa; Chordata; Actinopteri; Clupeiformes; Clupeidae. Bases 43 to 288 code for a protein of 81 amino acids. The transcript has 4 exons. Gene Ontology annotation, molecular function: protein binding.
CCAUACUGUUGAGACGACACUGCUGUUCCAUCUGAAGGCAUCAUGAAGCUGUGCAUCACCUUCACCCUCUGCGCUCUACUUUACCUCACAGGUCCUACUUUGGGACAUUUGAAGGAUUUAACCCCAGAACAGCAGUGUCAGAACCUUAACCCCGAUGACUGCAACAUUUACAACCCAAUUUGUGGAGAUGGCGUCACCUACAGCCAUAUGUGUGAUCUCUGCAAGACCAGAAAAAGAUCAGGCCACCGUAUUCCGAUCGCCCAUGCCGGGCCAUGUCCACGGGGCUGAGAGCUGAGCUGCAGCACACCCUGCUGGUCAGGCCAGGAGGAG